AAUUAUAAUUAUUAGUUAAAUAUUCGUAUGAACGCAAGUCCUUGCACAUAUAUUUAAGAGUUGUGCUAAAGCUAUAGGUUAUGAUAAGUUUGUUUAUCAUGUUAUUUGUUCUUCGUCCAAUAAAAAUAUGUCGGUACAUAUCCUGCAACUUUAUACCAAAAUGUUCCAUUACCACGUGUUCCGGCUUCCAAAGACUAAAGUCGAUAAAAGCAUUACCUAUAGAGGAUCCAGUGCAAACAAUAGAAUAUGAUCAAAUGCAAAUUGGUGCGGUGACUUCAAGAAUUUCUCAUCCUAUUGAAAAAAAUAUUGCAUGUGAAGUGAAGAAGGAUGUAUAUAAAGUAGAAAAGCCAGAAUGGAGGUCUAUAGCAAUCGAUUAUGCUAUGCUUCAGAAGCACUACCUCAAAUUAUCAAAGAUCAAGUUGACAUCUCUUGUUGUCCUAACAACUAUGGCAGGAUAUGCAUUAGCCCCUGCGCCAUUUGAUCUUUACACAUUUACAAUGUGUUCCCUUGGCACAGGUUUAGUCUCCUCUGCAGCAAAUGCGAUUAAUCUUUUUGAGGUUCCAUUUGAUGCGCAAAUGUCGCGGACGAAAAAUCGAGUAUUAGUAUGUGGUCAUUUGACGCCUGCUCAUGCAGUAGCAUUUGCAGCGGUGUCUGGUAUUGUUGGAUUAUCGAUACUCCACUUUGAAGUGAACAGUGUGACGUCAAUGCUAGGUGCUGCUAAUAUUGUUUUAUAUACAUGUUUCUACACUCCUAUGAAACGCAUCAGUAUUGUCAACACAUGGAUUGGUUCCGUUGUAGGAGCAAUACCUCCUCUCAUGGGCUGGGCAGGUUGUGCUAGUGAUAUACUCGUACCAGGUGCUUGGAUUUUACCUGGUAUUCUGUACAUGUGGCAAUUUCCACACUUUAAUGCUCUUUCAUGGAACUUGAGACCGGAUUACUCACGAGCUGGCUAUCGAAUGAUGGCUGUUACAGACCCAAAUUUAUGUCGUAGAACGACUGUAAGAUAUACAAUAGCACUAAUGACUCUGUGUUACUUAGUUCCUAUAUUGGAUUUAACUCAUUGGUGGUUCGCAUUGGCUUCAACACCAGUCAACGCAGCUUUUCUUUAUCUAGCUUGGAAGUUCAAUAAUCACUCGGACAGUGCUAGUUCUAGAAGAUUAUUUCGAUUUUCGUUACUUCAUCUACCUUUAUUGAUGCUGCUGAUACUCUUAAGCAAGAAAUAUUCGGCCAGCAUCGAAAAAGAAAGAGAAAAAUGAUCUCUUUAUGAUGAGACAAAGAAAAGUGACUUAUUGAUUAUUUUUAUUAUCUAUUGCUUCAGCAACGUCGUCUGUCUAAUGGUUAUUUUACAUUAACAGACUUGUCAGCAAUAGUACAAAUUAUCAUAUUGUAAAUCAUGUGAUUUUUACAAUAUUUCUCAUCUCUUUCUCUCAAUAGUUCUGGAAAAUACGAUUGUACAAAACAGAUAGAUAUAGAUAGAUAUCUAAUCAAAAAACCAGAUUACUUUAAGUUUAAUAUUAAUUUAUUGUUAGAGUUAAUAAAUGCGUGCGAAAAAAUCCCAAUAAAUAAAUUUACGAAAAAUUGUCUUCGUAUAAUUUUAGGAAGAUGACAUUUUCACAGAGAGAGGAAUAAAAAUUAAAAUUAUAACAG
Molecule: messenger RNA, 1647 nt
Organism: Nylanderia fulva
Lineage: Eukaryota; Metazoa; Arthropoda; Insecta; Hymenoptera; Formicidae
Source: RefSeq, a predicted model, not a curated record